AUGUUGGAAGAAAUAAUCUCUUGUUUCUUGUCAUUGUUUUCUGCAUUAACUUUGGAUGUGCCACAUCUUUCUCGAGAAAUGAACACUAGUACAAGUUCAUCAGAGCAAUGUACACGCUAUGCACGCGAAGAUAGCAUUCACAGAGAGUAUCUUUCGUUUGAAGAAGAGAAUCCACCAGAAUACUAUGUACAGCUUGGGUAUGAACUGCGGAAUAAGCCUACUUAUAUCGAGUCACUUCUCAGAAGUUUAAAGGCGAACGUUACCAUAACCUUAGCUGUACUGCCUUUGGUACUUAUAGGAAUGACUCUUAUAUAUUUUGAUUUAAGAACAACCGAUUUAUGUUCUGAAUGGCGGAAUAAAAACUACACUCUUUCAUUUCAUGUUAAGAGAAUAAGAUUACUCGGCGAAGGAGUUGAAAGAGUAAUAUUUUAUAGCUGGUUUCCCUUGAUUUUGGCUGUUCUAUUUGGUUGGAACGAAUUUAAGCGUCAUUAUUCAACGACGAUCUUGGUGGGCCAACUGGCUGGUUUAGUUAAUACAUUAUAUUUAAGCUUUUUACUCCUAUAUGGUGAUGACGAUUCGGGUCCGAUCAAAAGUUACGACGUCCCAAUCGUUUUAUUAUUUGUUGUCGCUGGUCUCUGGGAAUCUGUGAUUGUGGUGCGCAAAAUUCGACAAAAUCAUCCAACUGUAUCAUACUCGGGUUUCCAUAUUUUCAUGAUUCUUGUAGUGCCUUCAUUGAGCUCCUAUACAAUGGCAAUGUUUUACAAAUUUGCUGUUGUUAAGUGGUUUAAUUCCCUCGAUAAUGCGUUGUAUAGAUUCAUAUUGGCUAUGUUGACACCGACCUUAGCAAUGGUGCCGACCGCUAUAUGUAGGCAUAUGGCAUUAUGGCGUAUUUCAGAGGUUAUCGAACCAGAACGAAGCUUUGCGUUAGUUUUUUUCAUACGGGCAACAUUCAUUACUGUUUAUCGUAUCAUGCAAGCUGAUUUUGAGAAUAUCUGGCUGUUUGUCGGGUUCUCUCUUCUAUCGGGUGUGUCGAGUUUGCUUAAAACAGCGACUGUGGGCAUUCGUGAGAAAGUAUGGGCACGAGUUAUCAGGUUUCUGAACAGAACAUGCUGUACAAGACUUCACCAUUUGCCUGGAAACACACCACAUCAUAGGCGGCUUAAAGCAGACACCGAGAUACAAAAUAUACUUUUUGAGAACAAUUCACUGAUUCUAAGCCAAUCCUAUAUCGUUUUAUAUACGAUUACAAACUUUCAUCUCUCUGAUUGGUCUGUCGUGAAGUCAUCUUUAAUCAGGAUUGCUAUUGGAUUGGGGAUUGAAUUCGUGUUUAACGUUUUGUCUACUUUUAUUCGCAUACAUUGGCAUGAUAUUCCCAUAGCGCGAGUGUGGUCGAAAUACUGGAAACGACAUAUGUUUGCUAACAUUAUCGCUGUUGCAGUUAUGGUAUGCUUCUUUACCAAACCCUUGCUCGCAAUAUUUCAAGAUCGUUUUCAUCAUACCACUGUUACAGGGAAUUAUACUAUUAGAAAUUGCACUCUGCCUUAUGAAAGCUGGCGUUGA
Molecule: messenger RNA, 1560 nt
Organism: Paramuricea clavata
Lineage: Eukaryota; Metazoa; Cnidaria; Anthozoa; Malacalcyonacea; Plexauridae
Source: the annotation of a GenBank genome assembly